AUGCCAACCAUCACCAAUUUCUACACCAUCCAAGAUGCAUCCCGCCACAAAACCGAAGACGAUUGCUGGAUCAUUGUCGAUGGAAAGGUAUACGAUGUGACACAAUAUUUGGAAGAGCAUCCCGGUGGAGAUGAUGUAAUCCUCGCUGCAACCGGGAGAGAUGCAACCGAGGAUUUUGAAGAUGCUGGCCACAGCAAAAGUGCAAGAGAACUCAUGGAGAAAUAUUAUAUCGGUGAAUUUGACACAUCGUCUACAAUUUCAACCAAGAAAGGUUAUUACGAAAAGUUCACGACGCAGCUGCAGAAUAAGUCGUAUUUGGGUUUUUCCGUUGCUGUAGUUGGCAUCUCUGUGGUGAUUGGUUUGUUAUACUUACGGAAGAAGUAA
Messenger RNA from Lathyrus sativus (Indian pea), 384 nucleotides. The record is from the annotation of a GenBank genome assembly. NCBI's taxonomy places the organism in Eukaryota, Viridiplantae, Streptophyta, Magnoliopsida, Fabales, Fabaceae.